ACCGGUCUGUGCGAUCAUGCUGUGGUGGUUGUGCUGCUGAGGGACAUAAGUCAGAUCCCCUAAAACAGGAAAAAAAAAAAAGUCCACACCAGGAAGUUGCCUGCUUCAGUCACUUCAUGUAAAUAAGUUAUUGCCCUCCAGUAACAGUUGAAAUGGAGCUAUGGGAGGUUGCCUCUUCUUUAGAAACCACAGAAGCCAAAGAGAUCAACUCUUCACAGAUAGUUGUUAGUCCUCCUGAGGGUCUGGAAAGCUACAUGGUUCUCACCGAGAUCGAGAAGACCGCCAUCGGUUCCAUCUGUUUCCUGGCAGGUCCUAUCACACUACUGGAAAACGCUCUUGUGUUGGUGGUGAUCGCUGCAACGGCCUCCCUGCGGCGGCGGCCCUCAUAUCUGUUCAUUGCCAGCCUUGCUUUGGCUGAUGUCUUCGCCAGCUGCUUCUUCACCACCAGCUUCCUGGCCUUUCACCUCUUUCACCGCAACGACGGCCCCACGGCCUACCUCUUCAAAUUAGGCGGCGUCACCAUGGCCUUCACCAGUUCGGUGGGGAGUUUGCUGCUGACCGCUCUGGACCGCUACCUUUGCAUCCAGCAGCCCUCCCGCUAUAAGGUGCUGCUGACCCGCCGGCGGGCCCUGCAGAGCCUGCUGAUCCUCUGGAGCGUCACCAUUAUCAUCUCCUUCCUGCCACUGAUGGGCUGGAGGUGUCUCACAGGGCUUACUCCUCCACCCUGCUCACGCCUGUUUCCCUACAUCAACCGUGUCUACCUGGCCUUCUGGACCAGCUUCAUACUGGUCAUUCUGGCUCUCAUUCUGUGUGCUUAUGCUCUCAUCCUGUGGAAGGCCCACCGCCAUGAGUCCUCUAUGACCAGCCUCCAUGGAUCAGCAGGGACUCGACAGGCCCGCAUGAGGAUGGAUAUCCGGCUGGCGCGAACUUUUGGAUUGAUCCUAAUCAUACUGGUGAGCUGCUGGCUUCCUGCCCUCUCCUUCAUGUUAGCUGAUGUCUCUAUGAUCCUGACUCUCAACCAACAGAGAGCGUUCGCCUUUUGCAGCACCCUGUGCCUGCUCUACUCUACAGUCAACCCGCUGCUUUAUGCACUGCGCUGUCGAGAGCUAAGAGUCGCCCUGCUGGAGUUGCUGCAAAGGCUGUGCGUGAUGGGAAGGUGUAAAAAAUCUACAGAGGCUUUAACCCCCAAAUUACCCUCCACAGAAGACAAUACGGCCAUCUCUGUGGAUGAGAGGACCGAGACCAGAACCCCACAACCUAACUCCACCUCAGAGGUGGUGGACAAUUAGCAGCCGAACAUCAGAAAUUGAGUUGAAAUGAAGGAUGAGUUGUACAGAUAGAUAAGUAAAAUAUGAGCAGGAUUAAUUUCAAUAAAAUGAUUAGUGCUGGUAUUUACUUUAAGGUUAUUGUGUUCAAGGCUAUUAAACCAUAACUCUUGAAUAUUGCUAGUAGGCCUAAUAGGUGAUCCGACAAAUCAGAAAGCUUAUCAAAUGUGGGAAACAUGCUACGUAAUGUGUUUUAGUUCCAGUUAUGAGAUACGCUGGGCCGACAGCUUGUAAGGAGAAACCAUUAACCUUUUCACAUACAGUUAGAACCAUUCUAGUAUCAGAUUCCAGUGGAAAUAAAGCUUCUCAUCUCUGGGCAUUGGUUCAGGUCGGACAAAAGAUUUUUGUGUAUGUUGGACUGGAAGUGAGAUGAUGUCAUGUGGCCAGCUAACCUUUAACCUUUGCCCUCUGGGUCUCCAAUGUCAGUGCUUUAAACGCUCUCACUCCUUUGACAUACCUUGUCCUGUGAACUGAAGUGCUGACUUCACUUUUGUGUUCAACACGUGGUAGAAAGGUGGAUUUGUUGUUGGUAUGCUUGUUUAUUUUUUGAGUAUUUGUCCCUGAGGGGGCAGGAACAGAGGACGCUGUGGGCCCGCCUAUCCCGUAUGCACAUGAAUGCCAGGCCUCCACAAAAGCCCCAUGCACAGGAGGAUUUCACACAAUGUCCGCACACGUGAAUCCAAGCAGUGUGCCGACGCAAACGGAGCACAUGCCAGGAGGAGACCGCGCACAAACACUAGAACACUCUUUGCAAUUGUGACAACUGGCAGCUGCAGUCAAGCAUAUACUGUAUGACAUUACACUUAAAAUCACAGGUGUACAUACUAGACCGAACACGUGUUUCAAUCACUAUGGCAACUGAUUAAAGAUAAUAUUU
This is a messenger RNA of Anoplopoma fimbria (sablefish), 2202 nucleotides long. It is a transcript of the gene cnr2, whose product is annotated as cannabinoid receptor 2. Gene Ontology annotation, molecular function: cannabinoid receptor activity. The transcript has 4 exons. Bases 153 to 1289 code for a protein of 378 amino acids. Gene Ontology annotation, cellular component: membrane. The record is from RefSeq and is a predicted model, not a curated record. Gene Ontology annotation, biological process: cannabinoid signaling pathway. NCBI's taxonomy places the organism in Eukaryota, Metazoa, Chordata, Actinopteri, Perciformes, Anoplopomatidae.